This is a messenger RNA of Brassicogethes aeneus, 374 nucleotides long. Lineage: Eukaryota; Metazoa; Arthropoda; Insecta; Coleoptera; Nitidulidae. The record is from the annotation of a GenBank genome assembly.
CUGACAUCUGUCAAAUGACUCAUUUUUAGGUUACAAAAAAUAAACAACAAACAAUGGAUUUAACGAAAGUUCCCAACGAGAAAAAGUUAAAUUUGUGCAGGACGUAUUUUAAAAUUGGUUUUGCCUUACUACCAUUUAUAUGGACUGUUAAUGCCAUUUGGUUUUUCAAUGAGGCUUUUAGGAAGCCAGAGUACGAGGAACAAAAACAAAUUAAGAAAUAUGUGGUUUAUUCAGCUAUAGGAGCAAUAUUAUGGUUUACGAUACUCUUAUCAUGGUUAAUAACAUUCCAAAUUAACAGAGUUACCUGGGGAGAAUUUGCUGACAAUUUAUCGUUCAUCAUACCUUUAGGUUCGCCUUAAUUAUUGUAACAUGGA